This is a messenger RNA of Lagopus leucura (white-tailed ptarmigan), 1683 nucleotides long. Its product is annotated as retinoic acid receptor RXR-beta-like. Lineage: Eukaryota; Metazoa; Chordata; Aves; Galliformes; Phasianidae. The coding region runs from base 651 to 1469 and encodes 272 amino acids. The transcript has 2 exons. The record is from RefSeq and is a predicted model, not a curated record.
GUUUCCUUGAGCGAGCUGGUGCCAAUCUCCCCGUUCCCAUGGCGGGACCUCGGCAUUCCCGCAGCUCUCCGGAGCUCUGCUUUCACCCCUCCGCGUUCCUGCGGAGGAAAACGCCUUUGGAGCUGUCCAGGCGCUUCUCCCUGCCGCAGCCACAAUCCCUUCCUUCCCUUGCUGUGGUUCUUUUGGGCCUUUCUUGCUGGAACCGAGCGGGUUCCCAGAGCCCAUUUCCUGCGGGGAGAGCAUCUUCCAACCCCCAGCGCCUCACCUCGGGGAUUGCGCCGGGAAAAGAGAUUUCUGCCCCUCCGAGCAGAGCAGUGCGCGGCCGGGAAGCACCCGCUUUGGUCUUCUCUGUUAUUUCGGGCCGAUUUCUGCCAAACCCAGUAUAAAACCGCUGCGUGAUGUUUCGGUCUUAAAGCCCAGUUUGCUUUUUAGGGAGAAGUGCCUAGGAAACGGCUGAUAGCUGCUCUCCCAUCUCGGUCGGUGUCUCGGGACGGUGACCGGGGCACGGUGACUCGGGCAGCACUUGUGGGCUUUCCCUGCUGCCCUCGUUGGGCUCCGUGCCUGGAAUCCGGCAAUUAGGUUGGCUGCUGCUCCGCGCCGCUGGAGGUGGGCUUCCUCCCCCUCGGCUGCGAGCUACUCAGAAAAACGAAAUGUUUGAAUUUUACCUUCCCUGUACCUUUGCUGACUGUGCUGGGCUCCCUGAUGGGAGAGGAAUUCGGGACUUUGCUCCCGUCUCAGAGCCCGAGGUCUGUCGCAGCGAUCGCUCUUCGGUGCCGCCUCCGCGAGCUGUGGGUUGGUUCGAAGGACAAAGCUGUAACGGCGGCGGCUGCCCGGGCACAGCCCCGACCGCCGGUACCCGGGUAGGAGCCGCCGCGGGGAUUUCAAGGCAUUCGCAGCUUCCUCCUGCCAGCGCAAAUCCGAUCCAUUAUGCGAUGUCACGCCGUGGGUCUGCUUCGAGCAGCGGGACCCCCCUCCCAUCCCUUCUCUGGUCGGUACUGCCCGUGGCCCUGCAGGCGGGGUGUGCGGUUCGGGGUUGGGGGCACUUGAACGUGAGAUGGUAUUGGGACAUUAUUUGUCCUAAAAUGCAUUCCCACCUCCCUCUCGCUGUCCCAAAUCCCAGGGGCUCCCAGCAGCCCGCACCCCCGGGAGAGCCCCUUCCAGCGCCGAGCCGGGGAGGGGGGAGGAUGAAACCGGUCGAGUUACAGAGCCCUGACCCCUACCUCCGCUCCAGCGUCUCCCGACGAUGUCACCUCGGCUCCUGCCGAGGCCCGGCUGAUGACCCACAACCGGAGAGGCAUGAAAUCGGCUGCCGAGAGUGCAGGGACGGGCGGUCGGGGGCUCAGCUCUCCCUGCGCUUCCCCCCUCACCGCACCGCAGCGGGGCAGCCCGGGGGAGGCACGGGAGGGCCGGGGCUGCCGCUGUCUGGCGAAAUCCCCCACCCGCCCUCGAGGCUCACGGGUAGCUCAUAAUCAAUUUAAAAAUAAUAACGAAAACGAAUGGAAACCCCUCUAACUUGCCGUCGUCUGACCCGCUUUCACUUUUUGCUGUCCGUUCAUCUCGCGUUCUUAUUGCUGUUUUCAUUUCGGUUUGCGUUUCUCCCUUUUUCCACUGUUGAAUUGGAGAAAGAACGGAGGCUGCGGGCAAACGCGCUCUGCCGGAGGGCCGCACCUGCUGAGCGCAGCC